Molecule: messenger RNA, 9180 nt
Organism: Porites evermanni
Lineage: Eukaryota; Metazoa; Cnidaria; Anthozoa; Scleractinia; Poritidae
Source: the annotation of a GenBank genome assembly
AAACUGGAUGUUAAGGCGUGUUUUAACAGGCGAUUUGUUUUCCGAUUGUGGCAAAUUCUUGCUUUCCUGCUCGUUAUAGCGGUCAUUGUGACUGUGGUUGGCCUUCUGGCCGCCAUGCAUGGUGCGAGGCAACCGAGCUCUAACCCGAACUCUUACAGAGCAGCGAAAGCAAAGGAAACCAAGAAGAAUGGAGGUAACCCGCUUUCUGAUGACUCUGACUAUUAGAAGCUUGUAUUUACAGCAGUUUACAGUGAUCACUUGGUGAAGACCUAAAAGUCCUUAAAUGGCAAAUCAAAAUCCACUGUAUCAAUCAGAAAAGGAAAGCGGUCGAAGACUCCAACUAAGCAAAUGCAGAGAAAUGCAUUGUAGAAGGCAGAUGGAAGUCACAACUAAUGCUUAAUGCUUUUUUAUCAUAACUUCAUCGCUCUCUUUUUAUUGUUAUAGGUUCACAGACCACUACCAUGCCACCAACGGUUUGCCAUCAGAAGACAACCUCCGGUCAAUGCUGCAGCAUCCCCUUCACUUACGAAGGCGUGACAUACAACUCUUGCACCGAUGUUGAUCAUCACAGACUCUGGUGUUCAUUAGAUAGUCAGUAUAAAGGGCAUUGGGAAAAUUGUUGUAAGUAAAUUGGCUUAAUUGAUCUUUAAAGUAAAAGAGAAAUAUAGGGGUGGAUGCCAUCCGACUGUUUGAUUUCUUUUUUCUUUUAAUUUCUUUCCCUUUUUUUGGAAUGUCUGUCAUUGUCUUCCUUUUUUUGUUUUUGGCGCCAGGGCUUAGUCGUUUCAGUUGCAGUUCUUUUACUUAUAGGACACACUUUUGUAGCUGCUAUGAUGACGUAAUAACUGACACAAUGAACGAAUCUGAAGCUAAUUUUGAGCGAGUUUUUCGCCACACAUUUUGCCCAAGCAGUCAACGGCGUAUAAAACAGUACCAAACACUGCCAACUUAAUUUAAUCAAAACAUAGUUUUAAGCUUCAAGCAUAAAACAUGUUACGUUGCUGCAAUACAACCAAAACAUAAUUUUCAAUUAAAUCCAAGAUAGCCGCCAAAAUAACAGCUAUUUUUAACUCUCAAGUCCUCAGCAGAAACGUCAUAGCUCACAAUAUUCCUUAGCUGCUCUUACGGUAUCUUGUAGAUUUCAUCACAGUCUAUCAUUAAAAUCCUUUCGACGAAACAGCCACAACCUGAUGGGGAUUUAAAGGCCCUAUUCCCCCUGUAAGUCAAGGUAGUGGGUAUGAAUAACCUAGAAAAUUUGUGUAUCCGAGAAUUAAAAUGAUUUAACCAAUUUUACUGAGUAAUGCUACCAUUUCGCUUUCGCUUCAGUGUUAACGACCACGAAAGGAACACCAACUGUUUGCACUCAGAAGACAACAUCCGGUCAAUGCUGCAGUAUCCCCUUCACUUACAAAGGCGUGACAUACAACUCUUGCACCGAUGCUGAUCAUCACACACUCUGGUGUUCGUUAGAUAAUCAGUAUAACGGGAGAUGGGAGAAUUGCCGUAAGUUUUUAAUUAAUUGGCCUGAUUAAUCUUUGACGUAAAAGAAGGGAAGGGGUGGGUGACAGGUGACUCUUAGAGUUUUUUUUUUUUUCUAUUGUUGGUUUUCACAUGACGUCACUAAAAUUAUCGAGAUUUUACUUUCACGAUGCAUUAGAGCAGCUGAAAACUAAUUUUCGUACGAAUUUUCGGUUCAAAAGGGUUCUUAGUUUUUUGAUAGAGUGCGCUUAAAUUUCUAAGCUUUUGCGUGACGCGGCAUUUACAUGACGGUAAAGAGAGCUGUUACGCAGGUUAAAAAAGUGACUUAUUUCAGGAAAUUUUGCUAUCCAAACAGUUCAUGUAUUAGAAAAAGUAUUACUUUAAUGUUUAUGAGUUUCUCGAAGAAUAAAUUCACGCUUUUGUAGCAUAUUCAGUAACAGAUGUUUCUGUUGGUUUCCGUCCGCCAAGUUGGAGCUCAUCCAGGUGAGCACCAGCAUGGCGUCUCCAAACAAAUCUCUAUAAGUUUGGGUAAAACUUUUCUUCGGAUAUCUCCUAUACGAAAUAUUCCUCUGCUGACCUGAAUCUUGGCGAGGGUCUUUGUAUAUGUACCUCCUUUCAUUUCCCAAAUUCUGGACUUUAUCUAUUGAAUGGUUUUGAUUUUUAUUUUGACCUAUUUUGAAUGGCGUGAAACUGAAAACCAGCAAUUCUUAACUUUUCUCUCUUUCUUUCUUUUUUGAGCGAGUUUUCCGCAUCAUUAUGCCCAAAAAAGGAAAAAAAUAGUACGGAAAGCAACCAACUGUUUAAUCAAAACAUAUUUUUAGGCCUCAAGCAUAAAAAAUUGGAAAAACGGGUUAAGUUUUCGCAAUUUUUAUAUUACCAUUUUCAAUUAAAUUCAACAUGGCCCCCAAAAUGACAGCCAUUUUUAUCUCAAAGGUAAGUAUAGCUCACAAAAUUUAUAUCAUUUUGUUGAUCUCAUGGAAGUAUAACUAUUGACUGAAAUCCUUAAAAUUUUCAAAACAUUAUAAUGCAGCUAAAACCCGAAGGCGUUUCAACGGCCCCAAGUGGAGGUAUUAAUUACCUAGCAUAUCCAAGGAUUAAAAAGUGAUUUAACCUAGCAAAGAGGUCGACUUUUGAGGAGAAGUAUGGGUGAUUUGGUUUGGGUAAUACUUUUUUUUCCCCAAACCUCUGGAGAUAGAUUUUUUCCCCGAUAUAAAACGGCUUAAGAUUUUUUUCCAGCAAAAUAAGCCAUGAGGGAUAUUUUUUCAGUCUAGAAUAUAUUUUUCCCCAGGUAUAUCCUUGCACGAUUUUUUCACUUCGAAAAAAAAUCUGCCGGAUAUUUUUUGCUCAAAUCGCCCACCACACCCUCCCCCCCUCCCCCCACCUCAGAAAUCAAAUGGUCAGCCUCUAAUGUACUAUGUUACCUAAUGUUACCAUUUCAUUCACGCUUUUGUUUUCACACUUCAGUGUUAACGACCACAAAGAUAACACCAAUAACUGUUUGCCCUCUGAGGACAACUUCCGGUCAAUGCUGCAGUAUCCCCUUCACUUACAAAGGCGUGACAUACAACUCUUGCACCGAUGCUGACCAUCACAGACUCUGGUGUUCUUUAGAUAGUCAGUAUAAAGGGCGGUGGGAUAAUUGUCGUAAGUAUAAUUCAACGACCUAGUGGCACCAUCACUAAAAGUAAAGUGUAAUUCGAAAACUAGCGCUUUGAGUGACCAUAAAAUGCAGAAUGGCCACAACAUUUGUAGCCUCAAGAGUGGCGAACAUUACAUAUCUUUUUACCACAUCUUUAUUAUUAACCAUAAGUGAACCCGCGGCCACGACAUGAAAAACAAAUCGCAAACUACGGUUCUGAAAGGCAAAGCGCAAACUACUUGAGUAAGCCGCAUUAUAAUUCCAUACAUACUCACUUGGCAAUAAAGUACAGUAUGAAAAGAGCAAAUUAGGAAAAUAAGCAUAACGCGAUUACAACAGUACUUAAAUUUUCUUGAGUUUUUUUCUGAUAGCCCAUGUUCUAUAUAUUAAAAUUCUAACAUGACUCCGAGGCUUUCUGGUCAUUUUCCUAUAUUCGGUUUGGUUUUCUUUGUGCUCAAGUCUCUUUUUGGAAUGCAAAACAAUGGAGCCGUAAAAAAUUUACAAUUUCGUCCGUAAAGCCUCGGGGGUAAUGUUAGAAAUCUGCUUUAUCAAACGUGGACCAUUGUCAAAAGCCCAGCUGUGAUAGCUUUUUAGAAAUAAGGGGUAGAGCUGUUGGCCAUGGUUCUUCUUGUUAUCGGAUCGUUUACUUUGCUCUUUUCUUUUUCUCCCGGCUUAUUUAGACGUUGAUAAAUGCAGCAACGGUAGUCAUGAUUGCCAUCCAAAUGCAACUUGUUGGGCAGAUACCGCGGGAAACUUUACAUGCACCUGUCAGCCAGGUUUCACUGGAAAUGGCCGCCAGUGUUAUGGUAUGAUUUAUCUCUUCUUAAACUAAUUAAGGAAGUGUAAAGUAACUAUGAUCUAAAAUAUAAUCAUUUCUUGAACAGAGCUUUCAGUUAUUUUUCACCUCUGCUGUCAUGCGUGGAUGAUUUGACCGAAAAUAAUAACAAUGCUUGGUGUAACGAUCAAGCACAAUUCUUCUCUUCAUCUGGUCAUUCCCGUGUUACUUUCGUCUACAUCUCACGCUUUGGAAUUUAAGUCUUGCCCACUGGAGUAUUUGUCCGUCUCAACUUACUGCAUGCAAACAUGGCGGGAAUUCGACCGAAUUUGCGUUGAAGAGACAAUUGCUGCCUUUUUGCCGGUGUUUACCUGGGCAGAGAGAACGUGAGCUUUUGCAAAGCUUAAUUACCUUACACAAUAUUGAUAAUAUAAACGAUUUAACUGUUCAUUGGCUUUACAGUUUGUUUGAAUCUCUCUUCUGUUAUCUGGCUUUGUUUAAUUCGCAUGGGAGGUCCGCUUUUAGAUUUGCCUUAAUCUGUAAAUUUGUGUAGGCCAUCAAUGCAUAAUUACUGCAGCUGCAAGCUUUCAUUGUAGCUUACUUAUACCAACAGAAUUAGUUUUUCUGCAAGCAAGGGAGACUGUAAUCCGCUGUAAGAGCCUUUCUUGUUUUUUUCUCAAAUCACCCACCAUACACCCCCCCGAUCCCUCAAAAGUCAAAUGUUACCAUUUCGUUUGCGCUUUUGUUUUCACCUUUCAGUGGUAACGACCACAAAGAAUACACCAACUGUGUGCCCUCAGAGGACAACAUCCGGUCAAUGCUGCAGUAUCCCCUUCACUUACAAAGGCGUGACAUACAACUCUUGCACCGAUGCUGAUCAUCAUAGAUUCUGGUGUUCUUUAGAUAGACAGUAUGAAGGGAGAUGGGACAAUUGCCGUAAGUAUAAUUUAAUGACCCAGUGGCACCAUCACUAAAAGUAAAGCGUAGUUCAAAAACUAGUGCUUUGAGUAACCAUAAAAUGCAGAAUGGCCACAACAGUUGUUAAGCCUCAAGAGUGGCGAACACGACAUAUCUUUUUACCACAUCUUUAUUAUUCACUAUAAGUUAACUCGUGGCCGCGACAAGAAAAACACAUCGCAAACUACGGCUCUGAAAGGGGGCAAAGCGCAAACUACUUGCGUAAGCCGCAUUAUAACUCCAUACAUACUCUCUUGGCAAUAAUGCACCUAUCAAUGUAAUGCCGGCGGGGGUGGGGGGGAGGAGGGGAGGCAGGGCAUAGGGUGGGGAUUUGACUUUUUUCAAAAAUUUGAGAUCAAAUUCCCUGCCCACGGGCAAAUCUUUCCAGUCAAAUGCAACCAAAUUUCCCCACCCCAGGCUGCACAUUGCUGUCAAUCCCAAGGCAGAACCUAAGAAAGGCACAAUAAAAAUAUCUCCAAAUAAAAUACUGCAAUCUUUUAUAAACGUUGCUGCAUCACCAAAGAUACAUGUUCCUGUUACAGCUGCAAUUAUACGUUUUAACCAUAAUCCGUGUUACACUGCGUAGAAUACAUAAACCUUUAGGGGAAAGUGCACAUUUUGUAAGUCUAAAUAUACCGUUCUUAGUAAAGGGUACAAAGAACGUCAGUUUUAAAAGUUUACAGUGAUUGUAGUGAAUGAGCCAUACACUAAUCAAUUGUACCUGAAAAAAUCGACUUGGUUUCUCUUUACUUCCGUUUACUUUGAUACCACAGUUAUUUAAGAGGUUCAAUUGAUCAAAAACACGCUAAAACAAACGAAAUUUGAAGAUAAAACAGUGAAAUCCACUCAGCCUUCGCUUGUUCUCAUUGGCCUCCAUGACUUCCUGAUCUUUUCAAACCGUAUGGCGAAUGCGUGAAGCGUGGAAGCGGGAAACAUAUGUUCGGUCUCAGUCUUUUUCGUCUGAGGCGGCAGUCAAAUAUCUCCACGUCGGGCGAAGAAAGAUUCAAAUAUCCCCUCCCCCGGGAGAACAAGAUCAGUCAAAUGCCCUAGUCCAAGGACAACAAAGACAAUCAAAUCCCCACCCCAUGCCCUGCCCGCCCACCCGCUCCCCCGCCGGCUUUACAUUGAUAGGUGCAUAAAGUACAGUAUGAAAAGGGCAAAUUAGGAAAAUUAGCAUAACGCGAUUACAACUUGAAUUUUCUUCAGUUUUUCUCUGAUAGCCCAUGUUCGAUAUAUUAAAAUUCUAACAUGACUACGAGGCUUUCUGGUCAUUUUCCUACAUUUGGUUUAGUUUUCUUUGUGCUCAAGUCUGUUUGGGAAUGCAAAACAAUGGAGCCGUAAAAAAUUUACAAAAUUUUGCUUUAUCAAACGUGGGCCAUUGUCAAAACCCUAGCCUGUGUACAGACGUCCCCCCUCCCUCAGAAGAGACGUCUGUACACAGGCUACAAAAGCCCGGCUGUGAUAGCUUUUCAGAAAUAAGGGUUAGAGCUGUUGGCUAUGGUUCUUCUUGUUAUCGGAUCGUUUACUUUGCUCUUUUCUUUUUCUUCCGGCUUAUUUAGACGUUGAUAAAUGCAGCAACGGUAGUCAUGAUUGCCAUCCAAAUGCAACUUGUUGGGCAGAUACCGCGGGAAACUUUACAUGCACCUGUCAGCCAGGUUUCACUGGGAAUGGCCGCCAGUGUUAUGGUAUGAUUUAUCUCUUCGUAAGCUAAGUAAGGAAGUGUACUAUAAUCUAAAAUAUAAUCAUUUCUUGAACAGAGCUUUCAUUUAUUUUUCACCUCUGCUGUCAUGCGUGGAUGAUUUGACCGAAAAUAAUAACAAUGCUUGGUGUAACGAUCAAGCACAAUUCUUCUCUUCAUCUGGUCAUUCCCGUGUUACCUUCGUCUACAUCUCACGCUCUGAAAUUUAAGUCUUGCCCACUGGAGUAUUUGUCCGUCUCAACUUACUGCAUGCAAACAUGGCGGGAAUUCGACCGAAUUUGCGUCAGAAGAGACAAUUGCUGCCUUUUUGCCAGUGUUUACCUGGGCAGAGAGAACGUGGGCUUUUGCAAAGCUUAAUUACCUUACACAAUAUUGAUAAUAUAAACGAUGUAACUGUUCAUUGGCUUUACAGUUUGUUUGAAUCUCUCCUCUGUUAUCUGGCUUUGUUUAAUUCACAUGAGAGGUCCGCUUUUAGAUUUGCCUAAAUCUGUAAAUUUGUGUAGGCCAUCAAUGCAUAAUUACUGCUGCAAGCUUUCAUUGUAGCUUAUACCAAACAGAAAUCAGUUUUUUGUAAUUUAGACUCACAGUCAAUUUUCCAAGUUCUCUAGUGAAAAACUAAAUUACAAGCGCCAGGUUUACUAGAACCUCUGCCUCGUACCCAGACUCCAUGUGGAUCGUGGGCAAGCUUUAGUGAAGCUUGGGAACAAACUUUCUAGUACGCACUCGAUGGCUAACAAGUAAUCUUCCCAUUAUGUUUCUCAUUUAGCUAGGCUCUGAGAAUGAGGCAGCUAAGACCUGCUAGCCUGCUAGUGAAUGUCCAGCAGCAAUACCUUAAGCAAGUUUUUAUAAACCAUCGACAUUGUACAUAGUUUUUACAUUUUUCUGAUAGUUGUUCUGGUAUAGUUAUUUUUUUCCUUUAACUGUUAAUCGUUUUGUUGCCCUGGUGACCCAUUUAUAACAGCUUCAGCUGACGGGUUUAACCUGGUUAAUUAUCAUCAUCAUUAUUAUUAUUAAUAUUAUUUUUAUUAUUAUACUUUUUUCUGUUUUUUUUUUUCAAGCGAAUGAUUGUAAAUAGGAUUUUAAUAGUUAGCAUUGUUGUCAAUAAAAUUUUUUCUUCUCAUUUAAAAAUUAUUAAAAAUUAAAAAGGCAUUUUUUCUUCUUAUUUAAAAAUUAUUAUUAUUAUUACUGUUAUUAUUAUUAUUAUUAUUAUCAUUAUUAUUAUUAACUACCUAGUUAAAAAAAGGCUAACAAACAUGUACAAAUCUUGAAUUGCAAUACGCUUAAGCAAGCUGUACAGGGUAUUGAUGUGUUCAGACAAGAGUUUAACCUCUUUAUACUCUAUUGAUUUAGAUAAUGAAUAACGUGAAAAGCCAGUUCUUUUUAUCUCUAGAAUCGAAGUCCGGUGAAUUCUGCCCGAAACCCGUUUCCUUUCCAGAGGCAUUUUUAUAACAAAUUCCUUUGUUUUUUUCUGUUAGAACUAGGUGUUUUUGUCUGUAAUUAAGCCCUCUACUCGAUGGUUGUUGUACAAAAUAUUUUAAUUUUAAGUUACAAAAUUGUAGUGCUCACUGUAUUAAUGUUCUUUUUUUCUUCUUAGAUUGUUCCAAUAAACACUUUGGAAAAUACCAAGAUUUUCUAACCGCAGGGGCCGCUGAUGUUGAACAAUUUACCAUCAAUGGAAGUCAGUUUCUUGCCUUCGCCAAUUAUAGAAGUGAUACUGAUGGACUCAACACAAAGUCCUUCAUCUUCAAAUUCAACGAUUUGACUGAAAAAUUCUCUUUGUUCCAAGCCAUAAAUACUUCAGGAGCACAUAACAUGAAAUUCUUUACAAUUGCUAAUAAACAUUACCUCGCAGUUGCUAAUAUGCGAAAUGAAAACACAUAUCAAGUGAACUCAGUUAUUUAUCAGUGGAAUGAACUAAAGUUCGUUGUCUUCCAAAACGUUUCAACUAAAGGAGCAAGCAGGAUUAGUUUCUUUAAAAUAGGAAAAGAAUAUUUUCUUGCAGUUACAAAUUGGCAUGAUGAUUUUACAAACUAUGUAAGGUCAGUCAUCUAUAAGUGGAAAAACGGCAAGUUUGAUAAGUUUCAGGAGAUACCAACAGUUGGAGGUUACGGAAGUGCCCCAUUUCUAAUUAACAAUGAAACUUUCAUUGCCUUUGCAAAUAAAAUGAGCUCUACCUCAAAUGUUUACAAAUGGUCAGGGUAUGACUUUGUUCAGUGGCAGUCUGUUCGUACAUAUGAAGUUCGUGAUGUGAUAUCAUUUAAAAUGAAUGGCCACACUUUUCUUGCCUUUGCAAACAGAGCAGAUGGACAGAAACCCAACAUUUACAAGUGGAAUGGGCGUCAGUUUAUAAAGGUCCGGCCAAUCACUACUCAUGGAGCUGUUACCUGGCACCCAUUUGAUAUGUGCGGACGAACAUUCCUGGGUGUUGCCAAUCAUCAAGCAAAUUCUGUUAUAUACCAGGCCCUUGGAUCACAGUUCGUUAAGUAUCAAGAACUUUCAACCCAAAACGCUCAUGGUAUGACGUCAUUUGUGCACAAUGGUCACACUUAUCUUGCUGUUGCGAAUCUUGCUCUCUGUGUUAAUGGCAAAAAUUGUCAGUACAAUAUUAACAGCACCCUUUACAAGUGGAAAUGA